UUGCAUAUCCUUUUUCAACAGAAUAGAUCAAGAAACAGUGAUUCCUUGCAAGAUUUUGAAACAAAGCAGUUGUUGUUGUUAGAGCUUCUUUUGUGGGACUCACUCAGUUCACUUCGGUGAAGAGUUUGGACAUUAAAGUUUCAAACUUUCUCUCUCUUAUUUUGUUGGAAAUUUAAUGGCAGCUGAGGAGAUUAAUAAGCCCCCAUCACUCCCUCCUUACCCUGAGAUGAUUUUGUCAGCCAUUGAAGCAUUGAAUGAGGCCAAUGGCUGUAACAAGACGUCAAUAUCGAAAUACAUCGAAUCAAAAUAUGGGGACUUGCCAGCUGGCCACACUGCACUCCUCUCACACCACCUCAAUCGAAUGAAGGAUACCGGAGAGUUAGUGUUUUGGAAAAACAAUUACAUGAAGCCAGAUCCCAAUGCUCCUCCUAGGCGUGGUCGUGGUAGGCCCCCCAAGCCGAAAGACCCAUUGCCACCGGGCUCAGACCUGCCCCCUGCCAGACCGAGGGGUCGUCCACCAAAGGAUCCCAAUGCACCCCCAAAGCCAGUGAAGCCAAAGACUGCGACUGGAAGUGGCAAGCCAAGAGGGAGGCCACGCAAGAUGGCACGGCCUACAGGAGGAAUAACCACUGGAACUGCUACAACAACCUCAGCAGUUCCAAUGACGGCUGGUAGUGGAAGGCCAAGGGGUCGGCCUCCAAAGGUGAAGGCUGCAACUAUGACUGAAGUGAGUGUUCAGAAUUAAUAAUCUCCUCCCAUUAGUGGUAUUAGCAGUCGACGGACUGUUGUCUCAACAUGUCUGUAGAAUUGGUCAGUUGUGUGUGUUAGUUGUUAACAGUGGUCUGUGUUAUUAGUAUGGCAACAUCGUGUGUAUUUUUGUGCAUGCAACUGUGUCGUGUCUUCUUGUAUAAUUGGAUGAUUGUAUUUGUUAUAAUUGAGCCUUCUUGCUUUCUUGUAGUUUU
This is a messenger RNA of Populus euphratica (Euphrates poplar), 962 nucleotides long. Its product is annotated as HMG-Y-related protein A-like. The record is from RefSeq and is a predicted model, not a curated record. The transcript has 2 exons. The coding region runs from base 176 to 745 and encodes 189 amino acids. Lineage: Eukaryota; Viridiplantae; Streptophyta; Magnoliopsida; Malpighiales; Salicaceae. Gene Ontology annotation, biological process: negative regulation of DNA recombination; nucleosome assembly; chromosome condensation. Gene Ontology annotation, cellular component: chromatin; nucleosome; nucleus. Gene Ontology annotation, molecular function: double-stranded DNA binding; nucleosomal DNA binding.